Messenger RNA from Ictalurus punctatus (channel catfish), 5234 nucleotides. RefSeq names its product family with sequence similarity 13 member B (gene fam13b). The transcript is spliced from 26 exons. NCBI's taxonomy places the organism in Eukaryota, Metazoa, Chordata, Actinopteri, Siluriformes, Ictaluridae. The record is from RefSeq and is a predicted model, not a curated record. The coding region runs from base 512 to 3475 and encodes 987 amino acids. Gene Ontology annotation, biological process: signal transduction.
CUGUCCACUGUGGGUGUGUUGAAUUUGGGCAGUACUGUAAACGAAUUCGCGACGGCUCUAAAGCGUUUCACUCCAUUUUAAGCGAACAAGGAAUGAGUUAGAAAAGCUGAGCAUGCAAUUUGGGUAUCUUAGCUAGUCUUUCGCUGUUGUAUAAAGGAGCUCUGCGGGACGACAAAUUGCAAAAAAAGCAAUUUGUUGCUCUCGAUUGUCGUCAGAUUUGACCUGGUUUCAGGAAUCUCCCGGAUAGAAGAGGUUUGUCGUGUUCGAUUCGGAAGCGGGGACUGAUCUGCGGCAUACCUUACAAAUGACCGUUUUCUGUUUAACUACUGACGUCCUGUACAGGAUUUGCGGUCCGUCAAUGAGGAACUACAGGCUCAUCUUUUGCCAUAACCUGAAGCAGCCAUAGAUGGUCUUUCAGUUUACUGCUAGUGAGUAGAGCAGCGGAUACAGCAAACAUCUGGAUUUUUAAAUCAAAAACACGAGCGACUGAAGUGGUGCGGCUGUGGAAGCGAUGAGGAAGAGCCUCUCUCGUACCCUGAGCGAGUCCCUCAGCACAGCCAGGGUGUUCGGUAUCCCUCUGGAGGAGGUGCAGCAGAGCGGCCAGCCAGGCCACGAGGUCCCCCUGUUGGUCAGGACCAUCGUAGAGUACAUUGAGGAGCAUGGGGGUCUGGGCCUUGAAGGUCUGUUCCUGGUGAACGGAAACGCCGAGCAAGUUGAAUGGCUGCGGCAGCGCUAUGACAGUGGUGAGGAGGUGAAUUUGGAGAAGGAGGCAGAUCUGGCCUCAGCCGUCAGCCUGCUGCGCCUCUUCCUGCAGGAGCUCCCUGAGCCCAUCAUCCCUGCAGACCUACAAACACACAUACUGCAACUUUAUCAAGAAUAUAGCGGCGAGGAUGAGUUGGCGAGAAACAUGAAAUACGUCUUGCAGCAGCUUCCCCAGGUGAACUACAGCUUGCUGCGUUUUCUGUGCCGCUUCCUCUCUAACGUGGCUUCUCUUCAGGAGGAGAGCUGGAGCAUCAGCGCCCUCGCUGCUGUCUUUGGUCCUGACAUCUUUCACUUAGAUACAGAUGUGGAGGAGCUGAGGGAGCAGGAGUCAGUGAGCCGCAUUCUGGCUGAGCUGCUUGAGAACUGGGAGGACUUCUUUGACACCGAGGAUGAUCUUUCCACUUCUAACGACUAUAGCUCCAUUAACGAACAGAUCAGUGAGCUCCUGGAAGAUGAGAAGAUAGAAGCGUGUGAGGAGCUCCUGCAAGAUGCCGAGGACGGUCCUUCUUCACUCUCCCCAAAACACCCCAGUGUCACCCCUUCUUCUAGCUCGCAUAUCACUUCCAUCAGCAUUCUUCCAAGAUCUGCAGAUAUCCUCCAGAGAACCAUCCGAGCUGCCGUGGAGCAGCACUUAUUGGAUCUGCAGAGCUCCAUAGAUCAAGAUCUCAGCAACUAUGAGAGCCAAGGCUCAUCCUGCCAAGCUGGCCUGGAGGACUGUACGAGUGAGACGACUGUAGGUGCAGAAGAGCAUGGAGCAGAAGAGAAGACUAAUGCUGGAUUGCUCACUCCUGCAGACCCUGACCAGUGUGCAGAAGAUGAAGAGGCAUUUCAAGGUUCCCAGCCUAGUGGCCUUGUGCCAGAGGAAAAUCUGAGAAUGGACCUUGAAACAGAGGCUCUCGUAGAUGCUGAGAACAAUAUUAACACAACUCCAAGGCUACAAUUGUACCCUGAGUGUGAGCACAUGGAGCAGAUUGAUGUCGCCACCUGUGAUUCUGCCGCAGAUGUGUGUGAUCUGAAUGCCAAUACAGAAAGCAGAGAGCAGCCCAACCUGGUGGCCCAUCAACUUCAGUCCCACUCUGUCAUCCAUGACGGAGAGCGGGAAGGUGUAUACGGUGGUGACCCUGUGUCCUUGAUGAAUGAAGUAGAAGAAGCUUCAUGCCCCUACACUUUCCCCCGCAUAGACUUCAAGUGUAUGCACCUGCAGAGAGAAGGUCAUGAUCCCGUUCCAGUGUUUAUGUCAUGGCAGGAGGAAAUUGAGUCUGGAGAGGCGCAGUUGUCUCCACUGGCAGGCCGCAUGUUGCCGCUACCUCUAGGGGAAGAUGCGCAGCCAUUACUGGCACGUCACUUCCUGGAUUUCGGUCACAGUCAGCGUUUCCUGCAGCAGGAUUCUGAUGCCACAUCUUCAAAUAAAGCACUGUCCUGUGGAAGGCCUCGCCGGGCCUCCUUCAGCUCCAAGGAGAGUGCAAAGGGAGACAGUGUCUGUCAGCAGCUCACCAAGAAACUCCAGAACCUCAAGAAAAAGAUCAAGCAGUUUGAAGAGCAGUUUGAAAAAGACAAGAACUACACGCCAUCUCAUGCUGACAAGGCAGCUAAUCCCAAAGUCCUGAAGUGGAUGUCUGACCUCACCAAAAUCCGUAAACAGCUUAAAGCAGGACGACAGCACCUCUUACCCAAAGCUUCCCUGAGGCACCAGGCAGUGCUUCACUUGCACAGACGCCACUCCUCCGCUCUGAACACACCCUAUUUUACACAGUCACGCCCCCUCACUGUCUCUAGACAGACACCCCACUUCUAUGCCAAACACAAGGCAGAGAGCGAACUGACACCACAGACACGCCCACGCAGCAACACACUGCCUAAGAGCUUCGGCUCCACGUUGGAACACUCGACUCCUGAGGGCCUUGCUGAGAGAGAGGGUGAGGGACGGGGGUGCCGGCCCACCCGCGAAGAGACACUCCAGCUCAUUGAGCAACAUCUAAGAACCAAGAGAGAGGAGGACGACUGGCCCGAGGACAUCAGAAAAAUGACCAAGGAGCAGCUCAGUUGUGAGAAGACGGUGCUGCAAAAGAACUUACUGUAUUACGAGGGACUGCAUGGUCGUCCUGUCACACGUGAAGAACGCUUGAUUGUCAAGCCGUUGUAUGAUCGAUACCGGCUGGUGAAACAGAUGCUCACCCGUGUCAGCAUCACACCCAUUAUUGCCUCGCCCUCCAGCAAGAGACGCAAUCAGACCCUACAGCCCAUCAUUGAGGGUGAGACAGCCCACUUCUGUGAUGAGAUCAAAGAGGAAGAGGAGGAAGAGGAUGAGCAGGAGGAAAGUGGAGGAAUGCAGAAUGAAGGGUCAGAGGUCAUCAUCGCUUUGGACCCAGCAGCCCAACCCAGCUCCCAGCAGCCUCUGCCUGACAGCAUCCUAAGGUCUAAGAUGGGCGAAAGCUCGGGAAAGUUGACCCUUGACCUGCGUCUGUCCAGCUCUAACGCCUCCUCCAUGCCUGAGCUCCUGGAGCAGCUGUGGAAAGCCAGAGCAGAGAAGAAGAAGCUGAGGAGGACCAUCCGCGAGUUUGAGGAUGCAUUCUACAAGCAGAACGGAAGGAACGUACAGAAGGAGGACCGUGUGCCCAUGUUGGACGAGUACAAGGAGUAUAAACGCAUCAAAGCCAAACUGCGCCUGCUCGAGGUCCUCAUCAGCAAGCAGGACUCCUCCAAGUCCAUCUAGAGUCCAGCAUACAGCGUCAGCAACACCCCCCCCCACCAUCACCAUAACAUCCACAUCUGCAUCCCAUCACCUAGCAGCUGACUGCUUUCACUAUCAGAGAUUCAACAGGAGGACAUUCUCUGUCGCAAGUUUUUUUUUUUUUUUUUUAACGUAUUCCAUUUUUGCCUGCUUGAGUUUGUUUGAUCGUAGUGAGAAAUCCUCAGCAUGAAGAGGGACACACUCGGCGUUUGAGCCGAUUCACCCGAAGUGUGUGUGGACAACAAGAACAGAACUUCCAACCACAUCCACAGUCAGCAACGUUCACAGACUUCUACCAUUUCUUAAAGCUACAUCCCCAAACCCUGGGGACAUGAUACACUAUUCAUGCGUGUUCUGGACAGAAUUCUGCGUCUGUGUAAAAAUCAUACUUACUGAUAUUAUACUCUGAAUGUUGGUGUUUUUAUGUUGUUGUUUUUUUUUUUUUUCCUCUAACAAAAAAAAAAAAACAGAACAUGUUGGUGCUCUUUUUCUUUUGUUUCUAAACAAAAAAAUAUCCACGUGACUUCUCAGCGACCGGAGGGUUAAUCAGACUGAGCAGAGAAUUUAACGCCGAAUUUAAGCUCGACUGUCGUGUAGUAUUCCUUCUCGUUUGGCUCUGUGUUUGAGUAGUAUGUAACUAGAUGUAUAUUUAUUUAAAGCAUUUCUUCACUGUUCUUGAUUCACUUUUCUCCUGGAUUCAUGCACAAAUAAUGGAUCACAGACACAACGAGGAAAUGCGUGUGCUAAGUAUCUAAGCUGAUGUUGGGAAUUAGUUCUGCAGUCAAGGGGUCAUUUUGUGCUCACUCAUGUCACACACUCGGGACGUUACUGUUAAACCCAUGCUCUAUUAAUGAGCCUGGCUGGGGGAAGAUCGUCUAGGGCAGUGCAGCUUUGAUGAAUUCCUGAUGAACCUCACUCGCUGUCAACAAAAGAAAUUCAUGCUAAUUUAACACAAAGUACAGUUGGAUCUAAUCACGGCUGAGCUCAUUUAAAAACCCUACAACCCUACAUUCCUACAUACAGCUUUACUUGCACUAAGAAAGACUGUAACGUGUCAUCACGGACACUUCCUGUCCAAUCCGCUUCCUCGUCAUCUUGGACUUGCUGAGAUUAGAUGGUUAUCCUGGAGGACACUGUAGCUCAGUGGACUAAUCACUGACCUGAAACCAUGACAACAGUUGUAUAUCAUAGUUAAAACCAUCAAACGUAUAUCUAGAUGUCUUUUACUUGUAUUUUGCUUUUCAUGCUUGAUCAAGCAGCUCGGAAGUGAAAGGCACUGCUGAUGUAUCGGCUUUAAGUGCAGGAACAACGGGCACUUGUUGGAGCGCACUUGCUCCAAAAAAGCACUAGAUGAGAAAUAGAGGUCAACGGACGCACUCGGCUUUUUCUCGAGUCACUCCAUGUUCGUGAAAGUAGAUGAGAAUGGGGUGUUUUUACGAAGGGUGUAGGAGCUAGUGAAUGUUAUUUGCACAGCAUUCUGAGAAUGCAGCCCACUGUUUGUUCAAAUUUGCUUGUACAUUUUAAGCACUAAUUGUAUCUGAAGGAUGUUUUUUUAAUGCAUGUUAAGCCCCUGUGUCACUUUGCAAUGGUUACAUGCAGAUCUUUCUUUUUUUUUAUGAGCAUUAUUUUGUACUCAUUUUUUUUAACCUUCACUUUCAACAAAUCCAUCUUUACAGUGUAGUUUCCUGUAUUAACUAAAUGUCUGCUUGUUUUGUAAAAAAAAAAAAAAAAACAAAGAAAA